Messenger RNA from Haplochromis burtoni (Burton's mouthbrooder), 1825 nucleotides. RefSeq names its product peptidylprolyl isomerase (cyclophilin)-like 2 (gene ppil2). The record is from RefSeq and is a predicted model, not a curated record. NCBI's taxonomy places the organism in Eukaryota, Metazoa, Chordata, Actinopteri, Cichliformes, Cichlidae. Gene Ontology annotation, biological process: protein folding; protein polyubiquitination; protein peptidyl-prolyl isomerization. Gene Ontology annotation, molecular function: peptidyl-prolyl cis-trans isomerase activity; ubiquitin-ubiquitin ligase activity. Gene Ontology annotation, cellular component: catalytic step 2 spliceosome.
ACAUACAGUGUACAGUUAAUCACGACGACGACAAAGAACGUAAACAGGAAGAUAGGAAAGGCACACAGUGGUUAUUGCGUGUUAUUGUCUUAAUAUUUUAUUUUGUGACUGAGGAUAUUUCUUCAGACCUGCAAAAUCAGUCAAAAUGGGGAAGCGACAGCACCAGAAAGACAAAAUGUACAUCACAUGUACAGAGUACACGAACUUUUAUGGAGGGAAACGAGCAGAAAUCCCACAAGGAAACUUCAGACGGCUUCCCUUCGACCACUGCAGCUUGUCCCUUCAGCCAUUUGAGUAUCCUGUCUGCACUGAGGAGGGAGUCGUCUUCGACCUGCUAAACUGGAAGCAAAGUCCCUCAUCAAACUUAACUUAGCCAAGAACAAUGAUGGAAAGUAUCACUGCCCUGUUCUGUACAACGUCUUCACAAAUAAUUCUCACAUUGUUGCCAACAAGGUCACCGGGAAUGUGUUUUCUUAUGAGGCAGUUGAGCAGUUAAACAUUAAGACCAAAAGUUUUAAAGAUCUGCUCACAGAUGAACCCUUCACAAGAAAAGAUAUUAUAACUCUUCAGGACCCCACAAACCUGGAUAAGUUCAACGUCUCCAACUUUUUCCAUGUCAAGAACGACCUGAAAGUGUUGGACCCAGAUGAGGAAAAGGCUAAGCAGGACCCAGCAUACCAUCUGAAGACCACCAAUCUGGAGACGAGGGAGACUUUAGCGGAGCUUUAUAAAGAAUACAAAGGGGAUGAACUGCUGGCUUCCACCAUGAAGGAGCCGCAGGCCAAGAAGACGGACAAAUUAAAUGCUGCUCAUUACUCCACAGGAAGAGUUUCUGCCUCGUUCACAUCCACGGCUAUGACUCCUGCCACAACACACGAAGCAGACGCUAUUGCAGACGACACUGUGCGUUACCAGUAUGUGAAGAAAAAGGGAUACGUACGCCUGCAUACAAACAAGGGAGACCUGAAUCUUGAGUUGCACUGUGAUAAGGUUCCCAAAGCGGGCGAGAAUUUCGUCCGUCUGUGCAAAAAGGGCUACUACGAUGGAACGAUCUUCCACAGGUCCAUCCGGAAUUUCAUGAUUCAAGGAGGAGACCCGACUGGCACAGGCACAGGAGGCGAAUCCUUCUGGGGAAAACCUUUCAAGGAUGAGUUUCGUCCCAACCUAUCCCAUACCGGCCGGGGGAUUCUCAGCAUGGCAAACUCUGGUCCAAACACCAACAAAUCUCAGUUCUUCAUCACAUUUCGAUCGUGCACCUACCUCGACAGGAAGCACUCAGUAUUUGGAAGGGUGGUCGGUGGAUUUGAGACUCUCACAGCCAUGGAGAACGUGGAGAGCGAUGCCAAAACAGACAAACCAAAGUCGGAGAUCAAGAUCAUAAGCACGACGGUGUUCGUGGACCCGUAUGAAGAAGCUGAUGCACAGAUUGCUGCGGAGCGAGAAAAGGAGCUACAGAAGCAGGAGGAGGAGAAACAGCAGGCCAACAUCGCCCUGAAGAAAGCCAAGGAGGAGCAGGCGCCAAAAACCUUCAAAGCAGGUGUUGGAAAAUACAUCAACCCUGCCACAAUAAAACGUUCAGCUGCUGAAGAUGAAAGCGGUCCGUCCACCAGCGGCACGGCAGCCAAGAAGUCCAAAGGCAAAACCAGCUUCGGAGACUUCAGCUCCUGGUAGCACUGACACGUUCUCAAUUUACCAGAUUGUAUCUUUACUGGUCAGAAUGGCAACCAGCAGAAUUACUUUUAUUCUUUUUUUUGUGUAAUGUUUUUCUUCUCUCAGUAGCAUCGGCUUUUUGACAACUAUCAAUUAAAGCUCCUUUUUUCAUAAA